AUGGAGCAGUCGGACCUGCCGCCUACUGUUGAUCCUGGUGAUGGUCCCUCGGCGUCGCACAGGUCUGGCGUGCCGAUAAAGAAGCCGCGCAUAGAUCAACAGGAGUUGCCUUCAUCGUCAUCCGUCACAUCGUCGUCCACGCAAACAGACACGGCUCCACAGCAGCAGACGACGUCCACCCAGACACAUUCCCAAGUUUCUUCGUCAGAGCCACCGCUGCCGCUAUCCUCGGCGCAAGCAACACUCACCACCAUGACAGGUCUGCAGCAGCAGCCUAUGGUAUUCAUUCCACUGGGACCACAGACCAGUCUGCAAGACAGCGUGACGUCCGCCUUGCUCUGCCGAAGCCCGUGCGCGUGUUGUGUGACAUGUACCACGGGCAUGUCGCCGCCCUUCACGCAAGCAUUUGCUCCAACAAUGAUCCUAGACCCAUUUGCGGCGGCGCAAGCAACACUCACCACCAUGACAGGUCUGCCGCAGCAGCCUAGGGUAUUCAUUCCACUGGGACCGCAGACCAGUCUGCAAGACAGCAUGACGUCCACCUCGUCUACACUCCUGGAUACGGGCGUUAUUGUCUCAAAUCCAUCUUUCGGAGCACCGCUACCGACACCGUUGAACCUUCUUCCGUUCUUUCCUUCGUUAGCUCCCGUAGCUCCCGUGCCAAGACCAAUUUUAACAAAGCCAGCUAGCGCGGAAGCCCAAUCUGACCACGUGCAGCUGGCCCCCGAGGGCGAUCUUACCACGUCGCUACCAGCCGCGAGACAGGAACAGCCACCCCUCACAGCACUAACUGCUGCGACUCCUGUUCCUGGUCCUACGACGUCGGCUCAACCACCAAAAACGGUAGAACAAACGAAAGAGGGGGAAAUCUUCGUCACGGAUGUGGACGUUUCUGCCACACCGCAAACGACACCUACAGACCAACCGAGCAGACGCCGACGAACGGUUGCACAACUUCUCGGCACAAGCCCAACGCCGAACUUACGACUUCCCAUAAAGGAGCCAAGUACAAUUUUAACAAAGCCAGCCAGCGCGAAAGGACAAUUUGACCACGUGCAGCUAGCAACAAAGGGCAAUAUGACCAAGCCGCCACCAGCCGCGAAAGUAAAGCCAAGCGCACCACUGCAUCCGCCCAAGGACUGUUUUCCCACUUCUCACCAGCACCGAAACUCAAUUUGA
Rhipicephalus sanguineus (brown dog tick) is the source of this 1179-nucleotide messenger RNA. Its product is annotated as mucin-2-like. The transcript has a single exon. The record is from RefSeq and is a predicted model, not a curated record. NCBI's taxonomy places the organism in Eukaryota, Metazoa, Arthropoda, Arachnida, Ixodida, Ixodidae. The coding region runs from base 1 to 1179 and encodes 392 amino acids.